GAGGGGGCUUUCCGGAGGUUCCCGAAGGACUUGAGGCUUGGCCGGCGCCGGCGCUCGCUGCGUGAGAGGGAGACGACAACGGCGGCGGGAGGCGAUGAAGAGCGGCCGGGCCCGGAGUUCCUGAGGGGGCCGCGGCGGGCCGGGCCGGGAGGAGUCGAAGCGCCCCACAGGCGUCAUGGCGGCCAAUAUGUACCGGGUGGGCGAUUAUGUCUACUUUGAGAAUUCCUCUAGUAACCCCUACCUCGUCCGCCGCAUUGAGGAGCUCAACAAGACGGCCAAUGGCAAUGUGGAGGCCAAAGUGGUCUGCCUGUUUCGACGGCGUGAUAUAUCCAGUAGCCUCAACAGCCUAGCCGACAGCAAUGCCCGAGAAUUUGAAGAAGAGUCCAAACAGCCUUCAGUGUCGGAACAGCAGCGGCACCAGCUAAAACACCGGGAACUCUUCCUUUCACGCCAGUUUGAGUCUCUGCCCGCUACCCACAUACGGGGGAAAUGCAGUGUUACGCUGCUCAACGAGACAGACAUCCUCAGCCAGUACCUGGAUAAAGAGGAUUGUUUUUUCUAUUCGCUGGUCUUCGACCCAGUUCAGAAGACUCUUCUAGCUGACCAGGGUGAAAUCCGGGUUGGCUGCAAGUAUCAGGCAGAGAUCCCAGAGCGGUUGGCAGAAGGAGAAUCAGACAAUCGAAACCAGCAGAAGAUGGAAAUGAAGGUGUGGGACCCUGACAACCCUCUUACUGACCGGCAGAUUGACCAGUUCCUUGUGGUGGCUCGGGCUGUUGGCACCUUCGCUCGCGCCCUUGACUGCAGCAGUUCCAUCCGGCAGCCCAGCCUUCACAUGAGCGCGGCUGCCGCCUCCCGUGACAUCACGCUGUUCCAUGCAAUGGAUACAUUGCAGCGAAAUGGCUAUGACCUGGCCAAGGCUAUGUCAACACUGGUGCCCCAAGGAGGUCCUGUGCUGUGCAGGGACGAGAUGGAGGAGUGGUCGGCUUCCGAAGCCAUGCUCUUUGAGGAGGCCCUGGAGAAAUAUGGCAAAGAUUUCAAUGACAUCCGGCAGGACUUUCUCCCGUGGAAGUCCCUUGCCAGCAUUGUGCAGUUCUACUACAUGUGGAAAACCACGGACCGAUACAUCCAGCAAAAAAGGUUGAAAGCAGCAGAAGCUGACAGCAAGCUGAAGCAGGUGUACAUCCCCACCUACACAAAACCCAAUCCAAACCAAAUCAUCUCUGUGGGCUCCAAGCCUGGCAUGAACGGGGCUGGCUUCCAGAAGGGGCUGACCUGCGAGAGCUGUCACACCACCCAGUCAGCACAGUGGUAUGCUUGGGGUCCCCCCAACAUGCAGUGCCGCCUGUGUGCCUCCUGUUGGAUCUACUGGAAGAAAUACGGGGGCCUGAAGACCCCGACACAGCUCGAGGGAGCAGCCCGCAGUGUCACGGAGCCACACUCCCGGGGCCACAUGUCUCGGCCAGAAGCCCAGAGCCUCUCUCCCUACACGACCAGCGCCAACCGGGCCAAGCUUCUAGCCAAGAACCGGCAGACCUUCCUGCUGCAGACCACCAAGCUGACCCGCAUUGCACGCCGCAUGUGCCGGGACAUCCUGCAGCCGCGCCGGGCUGCCCGUCGUCCAUACGCACCCAUCAACGCCAAUGCCAUCAAGGCAGAGUGCUCUAUCCGGCUUCCCAAGGCCGCAAAGACGCCCCUCAAAAUUCACCCUCUGGUGCGGCUUCCACUGGCUACCAUUGUCAAGGAGCUAGCUGCACAGGCUCCCCUGAAACCAAAAACCCCUCGAGGCACCAAGACGCCCAUCAACAGAAACCAGCUGACCCCAAACCGAGGCUUGGCUGGCAUCGUGGGCAAGCGGGCGUACGAGAGUGUGAGUGCCGCUGGGCUCUGGAAGGUGGCAGGGGGCGGGCUCCCCUUCUCAGCCAACGGGCGGCCCAUGACUUCCGGAAUGAGGUCGAGCACUCAGCCUGCCAUCAAGCGUCAGAAGCUGAACCCGGCCGACGCCCCCAACCCAGUCGUUUUUGUGGCUACCAAGGACACCAGGGCGCUCCGCAAGGCCCUGAGCCACUUGGAGAUGCGCCGUGCUGCCCGCCGGCCCAACCUGCCGCUCAAGGUGAAGUCGGUGCUGCCCCUCCGGCCUGUGGCGGCUCCUCUGGUACCCGUACCCCCAGCCCAUCCUGCCAGCACCAGCGAACCCAUCAUCCUGGAAGACUGAGUGCUGUCGCUUCUCUGGCGCCCCCUCUAGGAUCCUUGUAGCCAUCUCACCCGACACCAACACCCCUUUCCCGCCUCCAAGGCCUGUCUGGCAGAGAGAACUUCAGAGCUCCAGUUGCCAAGCGUUUGCUGGGAUUGGGCAGGCGGGAGGGGGGCAUCUCUUUCCUUUCCCCCCCCCGCAAAGUUGGAUACUGGACAUCCUUCAUUUCCCCCCUUUUUAUAUAUAUAUGUAUUUUUUAAUUUCCACGUUUCCCCUUCCUUUUUUUACCCUCCCCUAACAAUUCAGACUUGCGCACAAAGCUGGCCACUUCCCUCCCCUCCCCAUGGCAGCACUGUAAAUGCAAGUUGUGCCCUCUUCUGUGUGUGUGUGUUUGGGGGUCAGGGUGGAGAAGACUGUAGGGAUGGCAUGGACUUGGGGAAAUACAGAACCCCUUUCAGAGUGACUUCCAUUCCACCCCUGCAGCUGUUUUUCCUUCUUCUUUUUUUGUCUCUAUGUCUCCCCCCCCCCUUUUUUUUUAAAAAGUUGCCCUCUGGUCCCAAAUACCCAUGUAUCUGGGAAAAGAGGGGCAGCCCCAGCUGUCUGUAAACAUGGCUACCCUUGCCCCUCCCCUCAAGCCUUUGACAAGCCCAUUUUUUGUACAUGGUUUGGAGAGGAAAAAAAAGUCAGGUUUUUUUAAGUCAACCUCUUACUGGUUCUUAUAGCAACAAAAUAAAUAAAUGCUGUUUUCUUCACA
Messenger RNA from Podarcis raffonei (Aeolian wall lizard), 2945 nucleotides. It is a transcript of the gene MTA2, whose product is annotated as metastasis associated 1 family member 2. Bases 176 to 2212 code for a protein of 678 amino acids. The record is from RefSeq and is a predicted model, not a curated record. Gene Ontology annotation, molecular function: histone deacetylase binding; transcription corepressor activity; transcription coactivator activity. Gene Ontology annotation, cellular component: nucleoplasm; NuRD complex. Gene Ontology annotation, biological process: negative regulation of transcription by RNA polymerase II. The transcript has 18 exons. NCBI's taxonomy places the organism in Eukaryota, Metazoa, Chordata, Lepidosauria, Squamata, Lacertidae.